UGCGGGACGUGAGGGGAGGGUGGGCGAGCGCUGUCUGGGAGCUGGAUUUCACUGAAGCGGAGCCGCUGGACGCCGCCAUCAGCGAGGCCAUCGUGGAGGAUGGGACCGGGGCCUUCGCGCGCCUCCACCAGGCGCUGCGCCCCUUCGCCGAGGAGAGGCCCGAGAGCCGAGAGAAUAUCUGGACCUUGUUUGCUGAAAACAACUUCUCUCCUAACACGCUUGUGGCUGUCUUGCAUCACUUUGUUGACGCAGGCCACCAUAAAAGAGCAAAUGCGCAGGAAAGGGUUUACGCUCUUCACGCGGCUGGGUUGUACUUCCUGCUGCUGGAAAUCCCAGGCAGCGUGGCUAACCAGCUGUUCCAUCAAGUGAUGUUUGAUAAAUGUCUUCACACCCUGACAAAAACUUGGCCUCAAGAACCAGAUCUGAUGAGGAAAAGAAAGAAGAUGCAUGCUCAGAGCUCUCAGACCAAUGGAAGAAGAAGCAGAAAGAAAGGAAAACCCUGCAGGAAUGGCAAUGUGGAAGACAUACUGGAAGGGGACGAGGAGGAAGAGGAUUGUGAAAAUGUUUACUUUUCAACAGACGAUCUUCUUCAAGUUCGCGACUCAAUCUUCCUUCUUCUGAAAAACUUCUUAAGACUUCUACCUAAGUUUCCUCUGAAAGAGAAACCUCACUGUGUGCAGAACUGCCUGCAGAUCUUUGUGGAGAUGACAAGCUUUGAGCCAGCAGUACAUGAGUUCGAGUUCUCAGCAGCAAUGAAUAUUAACAAAGCCAAGUACAUUCCUGAGCUGGCAUAUUAUGGACUGCGAUUACUGUGUACCCCUCUACAUGGUACAGAGGAUAAGAUUCUUCGUUGGAUCUUCCAGCGAAUCCUCAAUGUCAUUCUUAUGCUGGAAAGUGGCACGGGUUCCAGAUGCACAGUCCUUCCGAUCACAUCGGCUGUGGUCAGUGCCAGGAAUCAGGCCAUAAAAUUCAUCAGCUCUGUAGUAGAUGAACUGAAGGAAGUUGUCUUUCCUGUUCUUCGGAUAUUACUGCAACAUAUCUGCACCAAGGUCCCAGAUAAGGCUGAUUAUCGCACAUAUGCUGCACAGGCCUUGGUGAAUUUGCUGACUAAACUCCCUUGUACAGAGUUCGCUGACUUCAUCGCUUGGCUUUAUAAAUACUCGUGCAACACCAGAAUCGCCUACAGAGUGUUUGCUCUUGAUGUAGCGGUGGCUUUGUUGGAUGUGCCAGAGAGGAACUUGGAUGGCUCCUUGUCCCUGGAUCAUCAGAAGUUUCUAAAGCACAAGUUUUUAGUGCAGGUCAUGGUGUUUGGCCGGUGUUCAGACAAAGCACCCAUGGUCCGUAGCAAAGCUUUAAGCAGCUUUGCCCACUGCCUUGAAAUGAAAACUGGGGCUACCAUGGAGAGUGUACAGAACUUACUACAAAGCUCCUCUGACCGUACGAUCUUGGAAGCAAACACAAACACUGCGAGUUUGACAGUCAGUGCAGAAGCUUUGUCCAACCAUCCACAGAAGACCUUCCCAACUUUCAAAACUAUUGAGCUGACAGACAGCAGCGAUACUGCAGUGUCUGACGGAAAAGGAGUCAUGGCCAUGCUGAGACUGAGAGCUGGAGAUGAGAAAAGCAACGUGAGGAAAUCUGCUCUCCAGGUUUUUAUGAACAUCCUGAAGCACAGAGUGAUCCCUUGUACUGCAGAAGAUCUGUCCGCUCUCCAGGAUCGUUGCCGGGAUCCCGCUGUCUCUGUGCGGAAGCAGGCCCUGCAGUCCAUAACAGAGCUCCUUGUGUCUCAGCACAAUAACGUCCUAGUGCAGAAGGCCUGGUUAAAUGGAGUGGUGCCUGUUGUGAUGGACACAGAAAGUUCUGUCCAAGAAAAGGCCUUGGAUUGCCUUGAUCAACUCCUGUUGCAACAUAUAAAACAUUAUAGUAAGUUCAGGAGUGACGAUGGAAAGCAAGCUCUAGCGUGGGAUCUCCUUACGCUCUUGGCUUCAGAAAGCCAAGAUCUGAACCGUUACUUGAACAAAGCUUUUCAUAUGUGGUCCAGGCAAAAUAAGUUCACCUCCACUUUCGUCAGUAACGUCGUGUCUCAUGUGGAAACAGAGCACACUGUACCGGCCUGGAUGUUGCUUGCUAAGGUGGCAGGUUCCUCACCCAAGCUGGAUUAUUCCAAGAUCAUUAACUCCUGGGACAGUGUCAGCAGGCAGCAGAACACAAGCAGUGACACUGUGGGACAUAUACUGUGUGUCAUUGGUCAUGUUGCAAAGCACCUUCCUAAAAGCGCCUGUGAGAGGCUGAUUGAUAACAUCAAGUGCUGGCUGAGGGAGUCUCAGUGUCCCCUGGAGGUGAUUAGCCCAGCUGUAGAAACUCUGCAGAAGCUCUGCCACGCGUAUGCAGAUGUGCCGGAGGAGGCACAGGAGCUGCUCAACCAGGUGUGUGGAGAUUUAGUAUCCACCUGUGAAAGCUAUAUUUCAGCUGUAAUCCUCAAAGAAGAUGGAGUAGAGCAGCUGCAAGAAGAUCUCUUGGUGAGGCACCUCUUUAUCUUGGGUGAGGCUGCACAGCUGUGUCCUGCCAAAGUGGAGAAACGCAUCUUUCUUUUGAUUCAGUCCAUUCUGGCUUCUUCUGUCAACAAGGACCAAUUGUCCAGUUCUCCUGAUAGUGAGGAAACUCCAGCUUCUCAGCCACUCUCCCAGUUCAGAGGAUCAGCCAUGCCUCCAGUGGUCAGAGCUCAUGCGUUCAUUACUCUAGGUAAAUUGUGUUUACAGCAUGAAGAUCUGGCAAAGAAAUGCAUUGCAGCUCUAGCUCGAGAACUGGAGGUGUCACAAGACGUGGCUGUUCGCAAUAAUGUUAUCAUUGUUAUGUGUGAUCUGUGUAUCCGCUACACAUCCAUGGUGGACAGAUACGUUCCCAACAUUUCGUUGUGUCUGAAGGACCCGAAUCCAUUCAUCCGUAAGCAGACGCUUAUCCUGCUUACCAACCUUCUGCAGGAGGAGUUUGUGAAAUGGAAAGACUGUCUCUUCUUCCGUUUCGUUAGUGUCUUGGUGGACCCAAAUCCAGAUAUUGCCAGGUUUGGAGAGUUCUGCUUGGUGCAUCUCUUGCUGAAGAGGAAUCCAGUGAUGUUCUCCCAACAUUUCAUUGAGUGCAUCUUCCAUUUCAAUAGCUACGAGAAACAUGAGAAGUACAACAGAUUCCCCCAGAGCGUGCGGUCAAAGAAUCUCUUCUCCCUGAAGGGAAAAGAUAACAAAGAAAAAAGGAUGCGUAUCUACACGUUCCUGCUAGAGCACUUUACAGAUGAGCAGCGAUUCAACAUUACAACAAAGAUCAGCCACAGCAUCCUAGCAUGCUUUGUGGACAAUGCCCUUCCACUGGACAUGGAAGCCAGUGAGCUGCUCUCAGAUACGUUUGCAGUCCUUAGCUGCAAAGAAAUCAAGCUUUCAACGAUGAGAUCAAAACCCAGUGAAGACAUUCAGCCUGAGGAAGAUGAAAUGGCAAUGGCCAAUGCUGUCAUGCAGGCAGCACAAAAGAAGCUCAUCUCACAGGUUCAAAAGAAGAACUUUGUAGAAAAUGUCAUCCCAAUAAUCACGUCACUGAAGGCUUUGAUGGAGCAGAAGAGGAUCCCAGCUCUUAGGGACCUUAUGAACUAUCUGCGGGAAAUGAUGCAAGACUACCGAACUGAAAUCAAAGACUUCUUUGCUGUGGACAAGCAGCUGGCGGCCGAGCUGGAAUACGAUAUGAAGAAAUACGAAGAGCAGCUGGCCAGGGAGAAGGAGUCGGAUGAAGAGCAGGUCUCGGUGAUGCAGGCAGAGGUUGUUGGUGCCUUUGGCUCUCCAACUCCAUCUUUGGAGACAGCUGUACCUUCUGGUGGCUGGAAUAAUAAUGCUCGGUCUCCUGUAAGUGGGAGAAAGUCCUUGCCACCUGGAUCAAGUCCUUCAUCUGUGCCUCCUGAGUUUGCUACACCUAGUGCCAAUGUUCCGAGGCAGCCAUUACUCGGUCAAAGGCCAGCAUCCUUGAGCACGCUUGCCAUCCUGAACUCUGCCAAGAAAGCGAUAGAAGCCAGAAGCAAGAAACGCAGCCAGAGCGUCGGAGGAAUUUUAUCUGCUCAAUCACUUCCAUCAAGCACAACCAGCAGCAAGCAAGUAUCCUUUCAAAGCCUGAAUCAACCGUCAACUGGAGAAAAUGGUCUUGUGAUGGGCCGGGCAAUCAGCACACCAGAACAGACCAUUAAUGAAGUGACUUUUGGUGCUGGGGUCAGUUACAUCAGCUUGACACACACACCUGGUUCAGCUACAGAAAAGGAAGAGUCUGAGGACAAGCCAAGAGAUAUUAUCUGUUUAACAUCGCCAGAGAAGCCCCCAUCCCUGCCACAGGAGUGGAAAGUAGAAUCCCCAGCAAGGAAAAAAACCAGCCAAAAUGUCCCUCUGAGGCGAUCCCAGCGGAGAACACCACUGAAACCAGACAACUGAUCCUUUCAUUGAACUUCUCUACAGAAUCAUCAUGUUGCCUGAUACCUACCUGUUCUUUUCCUCUGUAAUUAUAAAUCGUUGCGGGCACAUGUCCUUCCUUAUCUAUUCCUACUUGCUUUUAAGGUGAAACUGUCUAGGAUACAGGCAUACAAAGCCUGUAGUCAAACAUGUAUAUAUUGUAAGUUGCUGCUUUUUGACAACUUACUGGACUGCUAGCAAGUGGCAGUGUAAAGAAAGGCUUGCUCUUUGUAUAAUUUGUCCAUUUGAAAAAGUAAGAGCGUAAUGUUGCCACAAGCUUAGUAAUAAAUGUAUUUAUCACAGCUUGCAGGGAAGUGAGUGGCUCAGCUUAUUCACUCGAUCCCUCAUUGUCCCUCGUGGUUAUAUACUAGAGUUGCUUUAAUUCGAACAAAAGUAGAACAGCUUGUCACUGCCACACCCCUAAAUCUGGUAAUUGCACGCUACAUCACCUCUUAUUUGGUGUGCAAACUCCUGUGUGUAUGAACAGUCUUAAUGUUCUUUUAUAUGGAAUAUUUCCAUUCCUGAGCUAUGUUAUUUCCAACUAUUAACAUUUUAUGAAAA
Cuculus canorus (common cuckoo) is the source of this 5036-nucleotide messenger RNA. It is a transcript of the gene NCAPD3, whose product is annotated as non-SMC condensin II complex subunit D3. Gene Ontology annotation, cellular component: condensed chromosome, centromeric region; condensin complex. Gene Ontology annotation, molecular function: histone binding. Lineage: Eukaryota; Metazoa; Chordata; Aves; Cuculiformes; Cuculidae. The record is from RefSeq and is a predicted model, not a curated record. Gene Ontology annotation, biological process: mitotic chromosome condensation; meiotic chromosome condensation. The transcript has 35 exons. Bases 369 to 4457 code for a protein of 1362 amino acids.